GUCGAAGGAAGGCACGCCAUCCCAGCCACCUUCUUCACCUUGCUGCGACGGCUGCUGUGUUCAGUCGAGCGCUUCUUCCUUUACGUGAUCCUUGCGCAACGCUCGUUCAGCCCUCGAGCGAGCAACGGGCACCGCCUUUACCCCACCGCUUAUCAAUCUGCAAUCUUGCGUGCAGCCAUCAAUAAACACGGCCGGCUGACCAAGGCACCGGGUCCCUUCGCUUCUGCUGUGUACUCGCUAUAUUCUUGCUGGAUGUGCUCCUCUCCUCGCUGCAUCUUUCGUUACACACAGACAUCGUCAUCGUCGAGGACGUGCCUUGUUUCAUAUCUCGGUCAGCACCAGCUACGCCUGCCUCUCCGGGCUGACUCGACACAGUCGCGCGACUCCUUAAUCAGGGGAAACUACACAUAUUACCAUGUCUUUCAGCGACUCGGAAAUCGAUUUGGUGAGCUCGCAGCUGGAGCUGGGCAACGACGACAUCCCUGAGGAACCCGACAUGCUCCCCUCAGACGACGCUGGCGACGGCCAGACAUGCGCUCCUCCACCACGAAUCGCCGCACGCUUCUACAGACACUCGAACAACCGCCGAAAAUCGUCCGCGACGUCAUCCCGCCGCAACUCGCUCUCUUCGACCCACUCUCACACCUCGAACCGCUCCACCAUACGCAACAGCUGCCAGAGCCACCACAUUGCCCAGCAUCUCCGCCGCGUAUCGAUCCUUGAAACCCGCAAAGCUCGAUUGGCUGACCGAGCGGCCCAUGCUGAGCAGGUUCGUUUGCGCGCCGCAGCGGCCAAGGCGACACCACGUGUUUCGAACAGCGAAGAGAAAGCGUUGGCUGCCAAAGAGGCCCGCGAAAGGCAUCUCGCACAGGUGGCAGCAUCAUGCGCCGAGGAAGUACGCAGGGCCAAGAAGAUAGCAGAGGACAUGAAAGAGCGCAAGGCCGCCGAAGAACGCAGAUACCGCCUCGAAAUGGAGGAAAAACAUGCCGAGGCAGAAAGGAGGCGCUUGGAGUACAAACGCAGCCCUCGCAGGCCGAGAACUGCGAGCUCGCCUCCCGCUGAUGCGAAGAAAGCCACCCAGCAACCACCCGCACCAACUUCUGAGGACGCCGCAAAACGCAUUCAGUCUGCAUGGAGGGCGAGAACUAGGAAGAACAUCGUCGAUGUAUGGCUGGAGACUGGACUUUCAAUCGAGAAGAUCAGCAGCACAAGUUUUGAGGCUAUCACUGCCAUGCUUGCUGAUGAGAAGCUCCUGAAGAUGACCGAGAAGGUCAUGGAACUAUUCGUUCUGCUACCAGACCCAGACCCAGCUGCCCGCAGUACAGCUGUUCGAACAUUCCUCUCUUCGUAUCUUAUUCUAGGGCACCCUACGAACGUGCUGAGCCGCGACGGCGAUCAGGAGCAGGAUCUCAUUACCAAGGCUAAGGAUUUGGUGCUCUCCUUCGAAUCAGCUUUUGGAAAACUCACAACCUUCAACUACUAUACUCCUUCGCCUACCAGGACCGAGACGGUGUUGUUGGCUCACAGCGCCUUUGUGACGGCCUUCAAUGACUGGAAAGCUCGCGAUUCAUCUGCUCUUGUCGAGACCAUGGUCGCGUCUUUCGUUAGUCUCGAUGAGAUUUGGCAGAGCGUCAAAGAUGCAACUGUUGAAGAGGUUGCGAACGAGUACAGGACAGGCAUUCGAGACAACCAAGCCAUCUUGCUCAGCAGGAUCAAGAAGCUAGCAGGACCAGACAAGGCAUUGACCUUGAUUCGCAAGGCUAUUCGGGAAGGUCGCAGAUCAAGACCCAAGAAGCGACCUGCUGGAGAGACGGUCCGACCGCGAGUCGCUGUCGAUGUGUCUUCUGGCUUGCCUAUUGAGGGCGAGAGUGCCGCCAUGCAAGCUGAGGCCGCCUCUGAGCUUGCUGCUUCUGGUCAAGCGGCACGUGUUGGAUCUGCGACACAAGGUCACCAGGCUCAGUCAUUGUCAAAAGUCUUCACUGUCGUGCCAGACAAUCGUGUGCUUGUUCACGAGCUGUCCGUCGACAAAGAGUACCGCAUCGAUGCAUCGCCAACUGCUGACCUGAGAGAUGCUCUCAACCGCGAGUUGUGCGACGCCAUGUGCAAAGGCUUCGAGGACGGUGACAGUGCGCAAUGGACAGCCGCCAUGGCAGAGAAUAUUCGUGCGAAGCUGUUGCGCCUGUUGAAGGCAGGGAACUCGAUGCAUACUCUGAUCUCAGAGACCUUGGAUCUAGAUCACAUCAACAAGCAGUGCAGUCAAGGGUUGUUCUCAUAUGAGAAGUUCUUCGGUUUCAUCGCCAAUAUUCUGCCUAAGCUCUGUGCUCCCUUCCGGGACGCUCAGGUCAAAGAGUUGGCGGAUGAGCUACAGAAGGAGGGCGAGCUCGCUGAGAUGGUGGAGAAGUUAUUCAAACUUCUGCACGUUAUCGACCUCCUAUCGCUGGACUACUCGAACUUCCUUCUUAUGAACGCUGCGCCAACUCUGAUCAAGGAAGCCACUGGGUACGAGCAACGCAUGUUCGCACAGGACCUGGAAGAGGGCAGUAUCACUUUGGAACGUACACGGCGCUGGUGGCGUAGUGCAGCUAUCAACAUGCAUACCGAAGCAGAUCGCCGUGACCCUUGGGCCCAGCAUAACCCCAUGAACCGACCAACAGCACACAAGAUCUACGCUCGCGGCCUCAUUGACCUCGCAAUCUCUGUUCCACCACUUCGAGACUCUGAGCUCCCAGAGACUCUUGCGCUAGACCGAGCUCGUAUCUCCCGUAUUCGCGAAGAUGCUCUGCGUAUCACCACCAUUGGCGGCAUUUUGCUUACAGCCAAGAACCUCCUCAAGCGUGACGUCCGCUCGCAAUGGAAGCCUCAAGCAACUCGUAUGUGGGAGGUCCUGAAGGAUGGCUACAUGAAGGAUCCCACCACUCCUUUGAAGAUCUCCUCUCUGCUUGAGUCUUCCCACAAUAUGCCGCCCUCCACCCGCGCACAGCUGUCCUCCACAGUUACUCGCCUCUUGACUCAAGCCGAAUCUGGUAAGCUUUCCGAUCCGGUCACCAAGGUCCUCUUCCAGCGCCUCAAGACGCACAUCUUCAACCGCGUGUCAGCUAGCAGCUCAGGCGAACGUGUCAAGGCCGCCAGUACAGCCACUGAAGGGCUUGCAACGACCGGUCUUGCAGAGUUUGUACCUCAGGUUGCUGAUAUAUGCGAGCAACUAAGCAAGGUUGGAGAAGUUGACCGCAAGGCGCAUGGCAAGUGGUAUGAGGAGAUCGCUGAGCAAAUGGAGAACGAGCCACUUGAGGGCGAGGGGGAGGAGCUGACGAGGAGUGAGAGCGGUGGCUCUGCUGCUUCAGGUUCGUCUUCGUGAGCGAGCAGUCUGUUCUUUCUACGCUUUCUUUCCAUGGAAACGGGACUUGGAUGUACGGCGUUUGCAUCUGUCACUUUUCUGUACACAGUCUGUUCUCUUUCCUGCUUGUGCCACAUUCAUACCCGUUCUGGUUCGGUGCGUUCUGCAUGGCGUUGGGGUGGUCUUUCUGUGUGGUAGCACUAUACAUGGGUCUCAAUGGCUUGUCAUCUUUCAUUGUUAUGGAGCACGCUAAUUUGGAAGGCGAAUAUAUGAUGACUGGGAUGAUGCUAUUCUAUCAGCAGGAAACAGUGCAUGGAUGUGAAGCAAUGAUACGUGUAAAUCGACUAUCCCGGCAGAUGCAACGUAGCUAUAACACCGAAACUCAAUCGCUGAUGUGAAUGCUCACUCCUGUAGUCCCCUUGUACAUGCAAUCACCAUUCUUGGUAAAUU
Macroventuria anomochaeta is the source of this 3784-nucleotide messenger RNA. RefSeq lists its product as uncharacterized. The record is from RefSeq and is a predicted model, not a curated record. Bases 416 to 3355 code for a protein of 979 amino acids. Lineage: Eukaryota; Fungi; Ascomycota; Dothideomycetes; Pleosporales; Didymellaceae. The transcript has a single exon.